AAAGAGUAUAGUUAAAGGGUAUGAGAGUAAGUGUUCUGUGAGGGUAUGGUCUGUGAUUACUGUGGCCUGUGGCGCAUUAUCAAUUCAAAGAGAAACUAAUAGCACGCAAAUAAAUACAUAAUAAAUAAAUACAAAAAAUUAAAUUUCAAAUGAGUAAAAGAAAAAAUCCCUUUACAGAAGACAAUCCAAACCAUGAUUUCUGUAAUUUUCUGAUGGAACUGGCUGAAUAUGAAAAAAAUGUUAGUAGGGACAUACACAAAUAUAACGUAUACAGAAAAGCGGCGGCAACUUUAGCAGAUUAUCCCAGUAGAAUUAAAUCUGGAACUGAAGCUAAAUGUCUGAAGGGUAUAGGUGAUAAGAUAGGAAAGAAAAUAGACGAGUUUUUAGCUACGGGAAAGCUACAGAAAUUGGAAAACAUACAUGGCGAUUCAAAGAAUGAGGCUAUCAAUCUUUUAACUAGAGUCACAGGUAUAGGACCUGCAAAAGCUCAUAGUUUGGUCAAGGAAGGCAUUACUAGUCUAGAAGAAUUGAAUAAAAACACUGAUAAAUUAACACAUCACCAGAUAAUUGGACUCAAAUAUUUUGAAGAUUUUGAAAAAAAAAUUCCAAGGCAGGAGGUUGCAGCAAUUGAAAAAUUAUUAGUGAAAUAUAUAAAGAACAUUGACCCUGAGUACAAAAUCUCGAUUUGUGGUAGUUACAGAAGAGGAAAAUCAGAAAGUGGAGAUAUUGACACCCUAAUAACUCACCCUAGUUGGACAAGCGAUAAAGUGGAUAAAAAACACAAAAACAAUAUGCUCAAAAAUAUUGUUAAUGUUUUAGAAAAGUGUGGUCUCAUUACAGACACACUUUCCUUGGGCGAGACUAAGUUUAUGGGCGCUUGCAGAUUAGAUCUCGAACAUCCUGUUAGGAGAUUAGACAUCCGAUUAACCCCACAUGAUCAAUAUUACUGCUCUAUUCUAUAUUUCACCGGUUCGGAUGUGUUUAAUAAAUCAAUGAGAGCACACGCUUUAGAACAAGGAUUUACUCUCAACGAAUACACUUUAAGACCAGUUGGAAGCACAGGUGUACCUGGGGAACCCGUUGAAAUUUCAUCUGAAGAAGAUAUUUUCGAUAUAAUAGAUUAUCCGUAUAAAAAACCAGAAGAUAGAAAUAGUUAGGUAUUUUAGAGACAUAUUUUUUUAAGAUCCGUUUGAAAAAUGUCUAUCUUUCGGUCCUGUGGAAAAUGUAAUAAAUGAUGUGAUCAAAAUUUUAAUGGUUAUUUUUUUUAUAGUCAUUACGAUAUAGCUAUUUUUGUUAUAACUAACAAUAUUUAAUCCACUUUUUUAUAAUAAGGUAGGUAGGUA
Messenger RNA from Psylliodes chrysocephalus, 1343 nucleotides. Lineage: Eukaryota; Metazoa; Arthropoda; Insecta; Coleoptera; Chrysomelidae. The record is from the annotation of a GenBank genome assembly.